AUGGGGCAGGGGAAGGGAAAUGACAAAUAUAAGAAAGCAGCCGCUACAGAAGAUGGGGACAAGAAAGGCAAAAAAAAGACAGAAGACCUGAAGAAAGAACUGGAUCUUAACGAUCACCAAUUGACCCUGGAAGAGCUUCAACAGAAGUAUACAACCAAUCUUAGCAGGGGUUUGACCAGUUACCGCGCCAAGGAGAUCCUCGAACGGGACGGACCCAACGCCCUGACUCCCCCUCCCACCACCCCAGAAUGGAUUAAGUUCUGCAAGCAGCUCUUCGGCGGCUUCUGCACGCUGCUGUGGAUCGGAUCUUUCCUUUGCUUCCUGGCGUACACGGUACAGAUGACGACGGAAAGCGAACCCACCAACGAUAACCUGUACCUGGGUAUCGUCCUUGCUGCCGUGGUCUUGAUCACCGGAGGCUUUUCGUACUACCAAGAAGCCAAGAGCUCGAAGAUCAUGGACUCCUUCAAGAACCUCGUCCCACAACAAGCGCUGGUCAUCCGCGACGGCGAGAAGAAGGACAUCAAAGCUGAGGAGGUGGUCGUCGGGGACUUGGUGGAGAUCAAAGGCGGCGACCGGAUCCCGGCCGAUCUGCGAAUCAUCUCGGCCCACGGGUGCAAGGUGGACAACUCUUCCCUUACUGGAGAAUCGGAACCCCAGCCCAGGAUUCCCGAAUUCACCCAUGAAAAUCCACUAGAGACGAAAAACAUUGUCUUCUUCUCCACGAAUUGCGUCGAAGGUUCUGCAACUGGAAUCGUGAUCAAUACCGGAGAUAACACGGUGAUGGGCCGAAUUGCCACCCUUGCCUCAAGCCUGGAGACGGGGAUGACCCCGAUUGCCAUCGAGAUCGAGCACUUCAUCCACAUCAUAACCGCCGUGGCCAUCUUCCUUGGCGUCUCCUUUUGCACCCUGUCUCUCAUCCUGGGGUACGGCUGGCUGGAGGCUGUGAUCUUCCUCAUCGGAAUCAUCGUCGCCAACGUUCCCGAGGGUCUCCUCGCUACUGUCACAGUAUGCCUGACUCUGACUGCCAAGCGUAUGGCCAAGAAGAACUGCCUGGUGAAGAAUCUGGAAGCCGUCGAGACGCUCGGGUCGACCUCCACCAUCUGCUCGGACAAGACCGGGACCCUGACCCAGAACCGGAUGACCGUGGCUCACAUGUGGUUUGACAACCAGAUCCACGAAGCCGAUACCUCGGAGGACCAGAGCGGAACCUCUUUCGACAAGAGCUCCCCUACUUGGGCCAGCCUUGCUCGUGUGGCCGGCGUUUGCAACCGCGCCGUCUUCCUCGCAGAACAGGGCCACGUUCCCAUCCUAAAGAGAAACACCGCGGGAGACGCCUCGGAGUCGGCUUUGCUCAAGUGUAUCGAACUCUGCUGCGGUUCGGUAAAGGACAUGAGGGACAAAUACCCCAAAGUGGCAGAAAUCCCCUUCAACUCCACCAACAAAUACCAGCUCUCGGUCCACAGAAACCCGAACUCUUCGGAAAGCAAGCACUUGCUCUUGAUGAAGGGGGCACCCGAGAGGAUUCUGGAUAGAUGCUCGACCAUCUUGAUUCAAGGAAAGGAGCAAGCCUUGGACGAGGAAAUGAAGGACGCCUUCCAGAACGCCUACAUGAAACUGGGCGGGCUUGGAGAAAGAGUUUUAGGUUUCUGCCAUUUCAGUCUCCCUGAUGACCACUUCCCAGAAGGAUUUGCAUUUGACACCGAGAAUGUCAACUUCCCCACCGAGAACCUGUGCUUCGUCGGCCUCAUGUCCAUGAUCGAUCCUCCCCGCGCCGCCGUGCCAGACGCCGUCGCGAAGUGCAGGAGCGCCGGAAUCAAGGUCAUCAUGGUCACCGGAGAUCACCCGAUCACGGCCAAAGCCAUCGCUAAAGGUGUGGGCAUCAUCUCUGAGGGCACUGAGACUGUGGAAGACAUCGCCGCUCGCCUGAACAUCCCGGUGGAACAGGUGAACCCCAGAGAGGCCAAGGCUUGCGUCGUUCACGGCGGAGAGUUGAAGGACAUGAGCCAGGAGCAGCUGGACGAAAUCCUGAAAAAUCACACGGAGAUUGUGUUCGCCAGAACUUCACCCCAGCAAAAGCUCAUCAUCGUGGAAGGUUUUCAGCGACAGGGAGCCAUCGUGGCCGUGACGGGCGACGGUGUGAACGACUCUCCCGCCCUGAAGAAAGCCGACAUCGGGGUAGCCAUGGGUAUCGCCGGGUCCGAUGUCUCCAAGCAGGCCGCCGACAUGAUCCUCCUGGACGACAACUUCGCAUCUAUCGUGACCGGAGUGGAAGAAGGUCGCCUGAUCUUCGACAACUUGAAGAAAUCCAUCGCGUACACGCUGACCAGCAAAAUCCCAGAGAUGUCGCCCUUCCUUCUCUUCGUGAUCGCCGGCAUCCCCCUCGCUCUGGGCACCGUGACUAUCCUGUGCAUCGAUCUUGGAACUGACAUGGUUCCUGCUAUUUCUCUGGCUUACGAGGCUGCCGAAAGCGACAUCAUGAAGAGGCAACCGAGAAACGCCCAAACGGAUAAACUAGUCAAUGAAAGACUCAUCAGCAUGGCGUACGGUCAGAUCGGAAUGAUGCAAGCCGCGGCGGGUUUCUUUUCCUACUUCGUGGUCCUGGCAGAGAACGGAUUCAUGCCGUUAUCUCUGUUAGGGCUCCGCAUCCCUUGGGACGACAAGAAUAUCAAUGACCUGGUGGACAACUACGGCCAGCAAUGGACCUACGAAUCCAGGAAAAUUCUGGAAUACACCUGCCACACUGCGUUCUUUGUCAGCAUCGUGAUCGUGCAGGUGUCCGACUUGAUCAUCUGCAAGACCAGGGUCAACUCGAUCGUCCAUCAGGGCAUGAAGAAGAACAAAGUCCUCAUCUUUGGCAUUUUUGAGGAGACCGCGCUGGCAGCCUUCUUAUCCUACUGUCCAGGAAUGGAUGUUGCACUAAGAAUGUACCCACUUAAAUCAUGGUGGUGGUUAUGUGCCAUCCCGUAUUCCCUUCUCAUCUUUUUCUACGAUGAGGCGAGAAGAUACCUUCUUAGGCGGAAUCCAGGAGGCUGGGUGGAAAAGGAGACCUACUAUUAAAGGAACCCUGUAUUCAAGCUCAGGUUCCAUACCAUUACCCAGACUUACCAACUCUGUCCAUAAACAUCUGUA
Trichomycterus rosablanca is the source of this 3132-nucleotide messenger RNA. RefSeq names its product sodium/potassium-transporting ATPase subunit alpha-1-like. The coding region runs from base 1 to 3060 and encodes 1019 amino acids. The record is from RefSeq and is a predicted model, not a curated record. Gene Ontology annotation, molecular function: P-type sodium:potassium-exchanging transporter activity; ATP binding; ATP hydrolysis activity. The transcript has 20 exons. Lineage: Eukaryota; Metazoa; Chordata; Actinopteri; Siluriformes; Trichomycteridae. Gene Ontology annotation, biological process: potassium ion import across plasma membrane; proton transmembrane transport; intracellular sodium ion homeostasis. Gene Ontology annotation, cellular component: plasma membrane.